GAGUGUUGUGGCCUGUGUGUGGGUGCUCGUGGCUCAUUGCACGCGGCUGCCCUCUGGCUGUGGGCGCUGCUGGGUCUGGUCUCCAUCCUUGGACUCGACUCCGUGGAGUCACGUGCCAUCGUGCACCUGCGCGUGCGCCUACGGUCUCGUGUUGUCGUGUCGGCCCCAACAAGCAGCGGAGCAGGCGUGCGUGCACCGUCAAAAUCUGUGGACUCUCGCGUCACAGCGAAAGCAGUUUAGCGGAGCGGAGGAAACCCCAGCACCAGCAGAUCAGACUUCACAGCAGCCUGCUUUGCGAGGGGCAGCACAUUCCCUCCCUACUGUAGUAGCGCGUGGUUGGUACGAGUGGUUACGCUAGACACCUCCGAUUAUUUGUCUCCUCCCUCACUUUUUUCUCCUUUUCUUUCGUCCUUUUUCUCCUAUUAUUCUCUCAGUCUCUCUCUCUCACACACGAAAAUUGCUUGCCAAAGGGUUCUGAUCUUUAGAGCGGACGAAGAACUCGCUUGCGUUAUCUUGCCAAAUCUUUUCUGCCUCUCUUUCGCCAAAGCAAGUAGCUCAAAGCUUCCGUGGAAGCAGCGUGGUGUCGGAAUUCAAAAAUAGGCAGCAAUUUCGUGCGGUUAUGCAAAACAAAGGCCCUGUUUGGUUUCCCAUACUAGCGUGUACUAGGAAACUUUGACCGCUAAUUACAGUGUUAAAUAAAGCCAGUUUAUAAAACUAACUCCAAAAUCCCGUGCUAGGAACCCUGAAGAAUCUAAUGAGGCCUUUGACCGCGUGAUUAGAGGAUAGUUACUUUAGCAUCACUAUAGCCAAUCAUCGAUUAAUUACUGUUAUUAGAUUCACCGCGAAAAAUUAUACCAAUCGCUAAAAUUUUUUUGCAAAUAGACUUCAUUUAGCACUCCAUAUAUGCAAGAUUCUUUUUUUAGAUUGUGUGCACUAGGAACCAUAGUGUGAACCAAAGCCAAAAUGCAACGGCUUUCGCUGGGUACCUUUUCAUGCACGUUGGGGGGCAGGGCACACGGGACAACAAAAUUCGCUGCAUUUCCUCUUUGCUGCAAAAGUUUUGCCCCUCUUUUCUGAAAGUGCUUGCAAUAACAACAGUAAUUAAGAAACGGAAUCGAAAUCUUCAAAUGUUUACCAUUUCCACCUGUCCUAUUAAUUCCACCAGAGCUGCUGACUGCUGUGCUGAGCAGAGGAAAAAAAAGGCAAAAGAAAUAAAUAGAAAACAAUCGGAAGAGGAAAAAGAGAAGCGUUGAAGCUCCCUGGAAACCGCCGGGCCGAGCACCUUUCACGUUGCGGGAACCCAGGGAAGGAGAGGAAUGGCGUGGCGUGGCGCCAUUAAACAUAGGAGCAAGCAAAGCUCCAGCAGCGAUCGAUCCCCCCUCUCCUCGAGCCCACCCACCACCCCCUUUGCACAAGGCGAGGAGGAGGGAGAGGUUUCAAAACCAGCGACGCAACGGCUCCACUGGUUGCUUCUUUCCCCAAUCCCAAAUCGAAUCCUGCCUUUCCUGUAGCGGGCGGGUGGGUAGGCUAGGCACGCGUCCCGAUGCUCCCGCUCCUCCUCUUCCUGCUCGCCGCCGCCGCCGCCUCUGGCCCGGCGGCGGCGCAGGGCCUCCCGCCGCUCCCCAUCGGCGUGAACUACGGCGCCAACGCCGACAACCUCCCGUCCCCGGCCGCCGUGGCCACCUUCCUCGCCACCAAGACCACCGUCAACCGCGUCAAGCUCUUCGACGCCAACCCGGCCUUCCUCGACGCCUUCGCCGCCAACGCCCCCGCCAUCUCCAUCGCCGUUUCCAUCCCCAACUCGGCGCUCCCGGCCUUCGCCGACCGGGCCGCGGGCCUCGACGCCGCGCGCGGCUGGGUCCGCGACAACCUCGCCGCCCACGUCGCCGCAGGCGCCAACGUCACGCUCCUCCUCGCCGGGAACGAGAUCCUCGGCCCCACCGUCGUGCCCGACCUCGUCGUCGCGCUGCUCCCCGCCAUGCGCCGCCUCCACCAGGCCCUGCAGCUCGAGGGCCUCCCCCAGGUGCGCGUCACCACGCCGCACUACCUCGGCAUCCUCGCGCCCUCCGACGGCAUCCCCUCCAACGCCCGCUUCCGCCCGGGGCUCGACGCCAAGGUGCUCGCCCCCAUGCUCCGGUUCCACAACGACACCGGCUCCCCGCUCAUGGUGAACGCCUACCCCUACUUCAGCUACAACGCCCAGAACCUCAACUACGCCGUCUUCCGCCCCAACGCCGGCGUCUACGACCCGGCCACCAAGCUCAACUACACCAGCAUGUUCGACGCCCAGAUGGACGCCAUCUACACGGCGAUGAAGAAGCUCGGGUUCGGCGACGUCCAGAUCGCCGUCGGCGAGGCCGGGUGGCCCACGCAGGCCGAGCCCGGCCAGGUCGGCGUCGGCCCGGAGGAGGCGAGGGACUUCAACGCCGGCAUGAUCCGGGUCUGCAGCGGCGGCAAGGGCACGCCGCUCAUGCCCGGGAAGACCUUCGAGACCUACAUCUUCUCCCUCUUCGACGAGAACCAGAAGCCCGGCCCCAUUGCCGAGAGGAACUUCGGCAUCUUCAACCCGGAUUUCACCCCCAAGUACGACCUCGGACUCCUCCGCGAUGGAUCAUCAGCGUCUGCAUCUCCAAACCCUUCACCGAAUCCAUCUCCCAAGCCAAGCCCGAACCCGUCACCCUCUGGCGGAGGGAAGUGGUGUGUGGCCAAGGCUGGUGCAGAUGCGACUACCCUGCAGAACAACAUCAACUACGCCUGUGGCUUUGUGGACUGUAAGCCGAUCCAGAGCGGUGGCGGGUGCUUUGACCCCAACAACGUGCAGUCCCAUGCUUCGUUCGUGAUGAACACAUAUUACCAGGCCAAUGGGCGCCAUGACUCCGACUGCGACUUCAAGGGCACCGGCAUGGUCAUCUCCAAAGACCCCAGCUACGGGGGCUGCAAAUACGUCUCCUGACGGGGCGCAGCAAGUCCAGGCAGCGCGGUGGCAGGGGCACCAGCCUCGAGUCCACAUCAUCCUCCAGGCUUGAGCCACGGCAACGCUGGGAGGUUGAUACUGCCGGGCUUGCGCCACAUACUUCUGUACUCUUGUCUGACACCCAUGCUUCUUGCUAUGCAUACUCACUAGUUCUUAGACGAGCCACCAUUGUUAUCCCUUAGCACGAGGGAUGUGUACCCGAGUUAUUGUAGCUUAUUGUGUUCAUCUGGUUUGGCCGUGCGUUAUUUUCUUCUUCUUAUUGUGUAGUGGUGCAGAAUAACGGUGCUUUAACUCGAACAUUCCAUUCCAUUCUAUGUAGAAACACAGAUUACAGGAACAGAGUGAUAUGAGGCCUCCUUGUUUCAUGGUGCUCA
Messenger RNA from Panicum virgatum (switchgrass), 3348 nucleotides. RefSeq names its product glucan endo-1,3-beta-glucosidase-like. Gene Ontology annotation, cellular component: plasma membrane. Bases 1544 to 2953 code for a protein of 469 amino acids. Gene Ontology annotation, biological process: carbohydrate metabolic process. The transcript is spliced from 3 exons. Gene Ontology annotation, molecular function: hydrolase activity, hydrolyzing O-glycosyl compounds. The record is from RefSeq and is a predicted model, not a curated record. Lineage: Eukaryota; Viridiplantae; Streptophyta; Magnoliopsida; Poales; Poaceae.